This is a messenger RNA of Brassica napus (rape), 494 nucleotides long. Its product is annotated as protein transport protein Sec61 subunit gamma-1. NCBI's taxonomy places the organism in Eukaryota, Viridiplantae, Streptophyta, Magnoliopsida, Brassicales, Brassicaceae. Gene Ontology annotation, molecular function: transmembrane protein transporter activity. Gene Ontology annotation, biological process: protein targeting; post-translational protein targeting to membrane, translocation. Gene Ontology annotation, cellular component: membrane; Ssh1 translocon complex. The transcript is spliced from 3 exons. The record is from RefSeq and is a predicted model, not a curated record. The coding region runs from base 117 to 326 and encodes 69 amino acids.
UCUCCUGACUUCAGCCUUCAUAUAUCAAACUUGUUUCUCUUCGUACCAAUCCAGAAAAUAAGAAAAGAAAAACACAAAUUAAAUAAAAAAAAAAAGAAAAAGUCAAAGAAAUCGCCAUGGAUGCCAUCGAUUCAGUCGUAGAUCCUCUAAGAGACUUUGCCAAGGACAGCAUUCGCCUCGUUAAGCGUUGCCACAAACCAGAUCGCAAAGAAUUCACGAAAGUGGCGGUCCGUACAGCUAUUGGGUUUGUAGUGAUGGGAUUCGUGGGAUUCUUUGUGAAGCUCAUCUUUAUUCCUAUCAACAACAUCAUCGUCGGUGCUACUUAAGAUCCAGGGAGAGGAUGGAGAAGGGUAGUAGUUAAAAGCUUUUGUUGUUUCAAGAAGACAUUCACUUCUUCUUUUUUUUUUUUGGGUUCAGAUGCUCGAAAGAAAGAGUAAAACUUUUGUUACAAAUUGCAGAAUUCUGUUUAAUAUAUGUCACUGUUUUUAUUUUUA